AUGGCAGGUAGCGGCGGCCUGGCCGGCGGGGCCGGGGGCAGCCAGGGCACCGUGGGAGGGCCCGGAGCCGCGCUUCGGGCGUCCCGUGCGCCUUUGCUGUUCGCCGCGCUGGUUCUCGGCGCCUACUGCCUCUGCGCCCUCCCUGGACGCUGCCCGCCGGCUGGCCGGGUCCCCGCGCCGGCCCCUGCGCGCGCCGAGCCGCCCCGCGCAUCCCGCAGCCCCGGGGCGCCCGGUCUGCCCGUGGCCAGUGGCUCGGGUCGGCGGCGCUUCCCGCAGGCCCUCAUUGUGGGCGUGAAGAAGGGCGGCACGCGCGCCCUGCUGGAGUUCCUGCGGCUGCACCCCGACAUCCGCGCGCUCGGCUCGGAGCCCCACUUCUUCGACAGGUGCUACGAGCGCGGCCUCGCCUGGUACCGGAGCCUGAUGCCCCGCACCCUGGACGGGCAGAUCACCCUGGAGAAGACCCCCAGCUACUUCGUGACACGGGAGGCUCCACGCCGCAUCCACAGCAUGUCCCCAGCCACCAAGCUGAUCGUGGUCGUGCGGAACCCCGUGACCCGGGCCAUCUCUGACUACGCGCAGACCCUCUCCAAGACCCCGGGCCUGCCCAGCUUUGGCGCCCUGGCCUUCCGCCGCGGCCUGGGCCCGGUGGACACGGCCUGGAGCGCCGUGCGCAUUGGACUGUACGCGCAGCACCUGGACAACUGGCUGCGCUACUUCCCGCUGUCCCGCUUCCUCUUCGUCAGCGGCGAGCGCCUGGUCAGCGACCCCGCUGGGGAGCUGGGCCGUGUGCAGGACUUCCUGGGCCUCAAGCGGGUCGUCACAGACAAGCACUUCUACUUCAACGCCACCAAGGGCUUCCCUUGCCUCAAGAAGGCACAGGGCAGCAGCCGGCCGCACUGCCUGGGCAAGUCCAAGGGCCGGCCCCACCCUCGUGUGCCCGAGGCCGUGGUCCAGCGCCUGCGAGCCUUCUACCGGCCCUUCAACCGCAAGUUCUACCAGAUGACCGGCCAGGACUUCGGCUGGGACUGA
Budorcas taxicolor (takin) is the source of this 1029-nucleotide messenger RNA. RefSeq names its product heparan sulfate-glucosamine 3-sulfotransferase 6 (gene HS3ST6). Gene Ontology annotation, molecular function: [heparan sulfate]-glucosamine 3-sulfotransferase activity. The record is from RefSeq and is a predicted model, not a curated record. Lineage: Eukaryota; Metazoa; Chordata; Mammalia; Artiodactyla; Bovidae. The transcript has 2 exons. The coding region runs from base 1 to 1029 and encodes 342 amino acids.